AUGUCCUCGCCGAGCCUUGCCGUCCUCUCGGCGCUCGACUCCGCGCGCACGCAAUGGUAUCAUAUUACGGCGAUUGUGAUCGCCGGCAUGGGGUUCUUCACGGACGCGUACGACCUCUUCUGCAUCUCCACGGUGUCGAGGCUCCUCGGCCGCCUCUACUACUUCGACGCGAGCAGCUCGAAGCCCGGGAAGCUGCCGCGCAACGUGAACAACGCGGUGACCGGCGUGGCGCUGGUCGGGACGCUGAUGGGCCAGCUGGUGUUCGGCUGGUUCGGCGACAAGCUCGGCCGCAAGCGCGUGUACGGCGUGACCCUCGUGCUGAUGGCCGCCUGCGCCAUCUGCUCGGGCCUGUCGUUCGGCCGAUCCCCGCGGGCCGUCAUGGUCACGCUCUGCUUCUUCCGCUUCUGGCUCGGCUUCGGCAUCGGCGGCGACUACCCGCUCUCCGCCACGAUCAUGUCGGAGUACGCCAACAAGAAGACGCGCGGCGCGUUCAUCGCCGCCGUGUUCGCGAUGCAGGGCGUGGGGAUCAUCUUCGCGGGGCUGGUGUCGAUGGUGCUGUCGAAGAUUUUCCUGGACUGCUAUCCGGCGCCGAGCUAUGCAAACAGCAGGAGUCAGUCGACGCAGCAGGAGGCGGACUACCUGUGGAGGAUCGUGCUGAUGCUGGGGGCGCUGCCGGCGGUGGUGACGUUCUACUGGAGGAUGAAGAUGCCGGAGACCGCGCGGUACACGGCGCUGAUCGCGGGCAACGCGAAGCAGGCGGCGAUGGACAUGGGGAAGGUGAUGGAGCUGGAGAUCGACGCCGACGCCGACAAGCUGGCGCAGUUCAAGGCGGCCAACAACUACUCGCUGCUGUCGCGGGAGUUCCUGCACCGCCACGGCUUCCACCUCCUCGGCACCACGACCACGUGGUUUCUGCUCGACAUCGCCUUCUACAGCCAGAACCUCACCCAGAAGGACAUCUUCCCCGCCAUUCACCUCGUCCAAACGCCCGACAAGGUGAACGCGCUGCGCGAGAUGUUCGAGACCUCUCGCGCCAUGUUCGUCGUCGCGCUCUUCGGCACCUUCCCGGGCUACUGGGUCACGGUACUGACGAUCGAGAAAAUGGGGCGGUACCUGAUCCAGCUGAUCGGGUUCUUCAUGAUGUCGGUGUUCAUGCUGAUCCUGGGGCUCAAGUACGACUACCUGAAGAACCACAAUGCGUGGCUCUUCGCCUUCCUCUACGGCCUCACCUUCUUCUUCGCCAACUUCGGCCCCAACAGCACGACCUUCGUCCUCCCCGCCGAGCUCUUCCCGACCCGCGUCCGCUCCACCUGCCACGCCCUCAGCGCCGCCGCGGGCAAAGGCGGCGCCAUCGUCGGCGCCUUCCUCGUCCAGAACUACACCCUCGAAGGCAAAGCUUCGCAGAUCAAGGGCGCGCUCAUCACCCUCGCCUUCACCAACAUGCUCGGCUUCUUCUGCACCUUCCUCGUCAAGGAGACCAUGGGCCUCUCCCUCGAGGAGAUCUCCGGUGAGGACGAGGCCGCCGCCGACGAGAAAGCUUAA
Molecule: messenger RNA, 1542 nt
Organism: Ananas comosus (pineapple)
Lineage: Eukaryota; Viridiplantae; Streptophyta; Magnoliopsida; Poales; Bromeliaceae
Product: inorganic phosphate transporter 1-11-like
Exons: 4
Coding region: 1-1542 (513 amino acids)
Biological process (GO): transmembrane transport
Cellular component (GO): membrane
Molecular function (GO): transmembrane transporter activity
Source: RefSeq, a predicted model, not a curated record